Molecule: messenger RNA, 426 nt
Organism: Spirometra erinaceieuropaei
Lineage: Eukaryota; Metazoa; Platyhelminthes; Cestoda; Diphyllobothriidea; Diphyllobothriidae
Source: the annotation of a GenBank genome assembly
AUGCUGCAGUUCAUCUUUUUAUUUUUCUUCUACUACUACUACUACUGCGUCAACAAUUGUUUUGCUGUUGUACUCUUCACUGACCCCAACGACGACGACGACGACGACGAUAAUAAUAAUAAUAAUAAUAAUAAUAAUGAUGAUGAUGAUGAUGGUGGUGGUGGUGGUGGUGGUGGUGAUGAUGAUGAUGAUGAUGAUGAUGAUGAUGAUGAUGAUGAUGAUGAUGAUGAUGAUGAUGAUGAUGAUGAUGAUGAUGAUGAUGAUGAUGAUGAUGAUGAUGAUGAUGAUGAUGAUGAUGAUAUGCACGUAGGAGUCAGAAUACGUGGACAGGAAAUGGCUGGUUCAGAUGUUCGGCGCGUCUCUGUAUUCGUUUCAAUCCAAACCUUGACUUAUGUCCAUUUUUAUGCUGUGCCUGAGCGCUUUUAG